This is a messenger RNA of Nipponia nippon (crested ibis), 390 nucleotides long. NCBI's taxonomy places the organism in Eukaryota, Metazoa, Chordata, Aves, Pelecaniformes, Threskiornithidae. The record is from RefSeq and is a predicted model, not a curated record.
AUGCCCAGCUCCCCAGCCACGGGGCAUCCACCCAGCUCAACGGCAGCGCCAGCCCCGUCCUCGCCCAGGUCCCCCAGCCCCGCUCCUGCUCCCAGCUCUCCUGCGCCCACUGUGAGCCCGGAUCCCAGCAGCACCUUGGCCGCCAGCUCCGGAACGACACCGGCCAUCGGCACCGGCACCGCAGCUGGCAGCUCAGAGCAGCUCCUUGCCAAACCCAGCCCCGGCCUGGUCGUCAUCAUCUGCCUCUUCAUCUGCGUGCUGGCGGGGGGAGCAGCGGUGCUGCUGGUGCGGCUGUGCCGGCGCGGGACCCCCCGCUUCCGCCACCUGGACGAGGUGCCUAUGAGCAAGGUGACGGAGAGGUCCCCCAUCACCCACUACCCACCCAGGUGA